AUGGCGAAAAAGAAGAACAAGUCCAGCAAGGAGCCAGUGUGGCACCUGCAGCGGGAUGUCGAGAACUCGUUGCUCUGGAAGCAGCUGACGGCUCUCCACGAACAGCUGGCGCAGCGCGACAUGCAGCUGAGUCAGCUGAUGGCUCUCCACGACCAGCUUCUGCAGAGCAAUCGGCAGCUGACUUUGCAGCAGAACCAGAUCCUCUAUCUGCAAGCACAGUUGCUCCAUCGCUGCUUGCAGCGGGAUGCGGACGAUCAGGAGCCCCUGGAAGCCAAGGGCCGCGACGAUGAAUGGAUAUUCGUCGAUGAUGUGCCGCAGGAGACAGUGACAACGGAGGGUGCACCUCCGUAUUGUGGCACAUCACGGAGUGAGGAGUUUCUCCCGGACACCCCAAGCACCGCCAGUGGCAGCAGCGGCACUGGCUCUCCCGUGUCGGAGUCGGAGGCGUCCGUGGCCACGGCGAAGGCGCCUGCAACUCCCGCUGCGCUGUGGCUACGGCUGCCGGUUUGCCAAGACCAGCGCGGUGACCGCAGCUGCGACGUGCCCGAAGCCAGGCCAAGCCCUGGAAGCAUCCACGCGCCCCGCGCCGCGAGGGGCCAGGAAGCGGGAGAUGAGUCUCCUGCAGCGGAGGAGCCCAUUGUGCUGGAGAGUGUGCCUCCACCUCCGGCUGCGCUGUGGUCGUGGCCGCCGAGCUGCCAAGACCAGCGUGACCAGAGUUGCGAUGCGCCUGAAGCCAGGCCAAGCCCUGGCAGCAUCCGCAUGCCCCUCGGCGACGCGAGCGGGUACGAAGUGGGAGAUGAGCCUCCCGUGUCAGAGGAUGCCCACGACGAAGGGCGUCAGCAUGCUGGCGAUGGGCAGGUCGGGGAACAGCUGACAGCCGCGGCCGUGGCUGCGGCGCCCGUGCCGCAGCCGUCCGCUCCAGCAUCGGAGGUACUGCACACAUCCGAGGUUGGCGAUCUCAACGAUGCCGCAGCAGCUGCACAUGCCGAAGCGGCACCUUCCACCGCUGUGAUGGAGACAGUCAUCUCCCAGGCUUUGGGCCGGGAGGAUGCCGACAUUUCCACCCUGGAACUGUUGAUCACUGCGGCGGAGUCUGUGCCAAACCUCUUGCCGUACCUGAGCGUGCAGGAGCUACUGAACUGGCGCCUGCUUUCGCGAUGCACCAGCAACCACGAGGCCUUGAUAGCACACGUGGCCGAGAUGGGCAGCAUGCGCAGGCCAGAGACAAUGGUGACGUUUAUGCGGAAAGACUCCGAGAUCAGACGCAACCCGGAUACACCCCUCGCAGCAGCCUUUGCGGGGGAUGCUGCGCAGCAGAAACUCUACCAGUGUUGGCGGUGGUGCGCGGCCCUGGCAUACGAAAGGGAAAGCAAAACUACUUUCCCCGAAAGCCACGUUCACCGGAUCGUCGUCCGAAACUUGAGGUGCUUGCUGCUGCACAGUAGGAGCGAGGAUGAGGACAUCGCUGAUCGGGCAGGCAUUGCGCUUUCGGGAUGCGCUGAGGAGGGGCUGCCUUUUGUACGAUCAUACCUUGCAGAGGCAACUCUGGCCCGGCUGCCAGAAAUAAUCCGAUCGUCGACCCAUGCACUCGAGAGAAAGUGGUGCAUACAUCGGCUGGUGAGGUCCUUGGAGACGCUGAGUGUGCAGCAGUGCCAGCAAUUCCUGGCCCUUCUCGUACGAAUUCUGCGGGAGAAUCCUUACGCCGCCAGAUUUUGGGUACUUUGGGGCUUACAGAACCUCUGGGAGAAGCUCUGGCAGGUUGAUGACGAUCCCAGGAGAACCUACGAAAGAGAGUACCGCCUGCUUCGGAGUAUGGCGAGGACCGAAGAUCCAGAGCUCCAAACGGGGCUGCGGUUUCUGGAGGCUACCCCAAAUCCCCCCGCGAGUGAGUGGCCCUGGUGGGACAAGGACCGGCGGAAGCGAAGGUGGCUCCGACAACAGUGGAGAGGUUGA
Symbiodinium sp. CCMP2592 is the source of this 1953-nucleotide messenger RNA. Lineage: Eukaryota; Dinophyceae; Suessiales; Symbiodiniaceae. The record is from the annotation of a GenBank genome assembly.